This is a messenger RNA of Stegastes partitus (bicolor damselfish), 1907 nucleotides long. RefSeq names its product NADPH oxidase organizer 1a (gene noxo1a). Gene Ontology annotation, molecular function: protein binding; superoxide-generating NADPH oxidase activator activity; phosphatidylinositol binding. The transcript has 8 exons. Bases 1 to 1524 code for a protein of 507 amino acids. Gene Ontology annotation, cellular component: cytoplasm. NCBI's taxonomy places the organism in Eukaryota, Metazoa, Chordata, Actinopteri, Pomacentridae. Gene Ontology annotation, biological process: superoxide anion generation. The record is from RefSeq and is a predicted model, not a curated record.
AUGGAGCCGGAGCGGUAUCCCAUCAGCGUCCGUCUAGUUGGAGUGAUGCACAACGACAAGAGCAAACUGUACGUGACCUCCGUGCUCUGGUCCGACCAGAGCGACAUUGUAGUUUACAGGAGUUUUGGGGAGUUCAAGAAAAUGCAUAGACAAAUGAAGAAAGCGUUUCCACCCGCUAGUAAACUAAAGAAGUCGGACAGAAUCAUCCCCAGGUUUCAAGAUAACAAGAUGAGGCAGAAGAGUCGGAGGAUGGGUCCCAACAAGGCAGUGGUGCGCCUCAAGUUUCUGCAGAAAUAUUGCAAUGAACUUCUGAGCUGCGGCCCACGAGUCAGCCAGUCUGCACACCUCAUCCAGUUCUUCCGCCCUAAAGACCAGGACCUGCGGCCAGAGUUUUCCAAGAACAGCAUCAUGGUCAUGCCCCCAGAAGAUGACAUGAGGAGCGACGUGGGACCGGGCGGCGGCAACGUGACCCAGCCCUUUGUCACCGAGACGUACAGGUGUGUGGCUCCGUACGAGACCAAAGACACCAAGAACAAAGCUUUCAAAGUGGGCCUGGAUGAAAAAGUGGACGUUCUCAUCAAAGACCAAGCAGGAUGGUGGCUGGUGGAGAAUGAAGCCAAGCAGAUGGCCUGGUUUCCUGCUCCCUACCUGGAGAGGCUGGACAAUGGUGACGAUGAAGAUGAGAUAGACGGCAGUUCUGACAGAGGAGAGCUCUACACUGCAGUUAGGACCUACAAGGCCACCAAAGGCGAUGAGAUAACCGUGACCAUCGGAGCAACGGUGGAGGUCCUGCAGAAGUCUGACAACGGCUGGUGGCUCAUCAGAUACGGUGGUAAAGCAGGCUACAUCCCCACCAUGUACCUGCAGCCCUACCGCCGCCCCCACAUCCACAUGCUGUCCCCCCCUGGCCUAGAGCAGCACUCCCAGCUGAGCCGCUCCCACGGAAACCUGCUGCAGCUUCCCCCUACCAGGUCCUCCACGCCUCUCUCGAUCCAAUCAGACAGCCGGCACAAGUCCAGGUCUCUUAGCGUUUUAAACGAACCGCCUCCUGCGCCGGUUUCAACCAUCAGAGCUGCUGCAAACCCCGGAGCCGCCUCUGCAAGCUACGCUCCUCCACCCACGAUCACAGUGGAGAUGGAAGGAGAGGAGAGGCCCAGGAGCCUGAGUGCAGCCAGCCGGGGCAGCUUCGAGAGCGACAGCACUGACUUCAGCCUCAGCGAUGACCUCAGCUCCUCCUCUGCGAGCUCCACCUUCAACCUGAGCCCGAGCUCCAACGCCGAGCAGCUGCGUCUCAGCCGGACGCCUCCACCGAUGCCCAGGAACCGCCUCAGCCUAAUAAACACUGCGGAGGGGAAACUAAUCGCCAGCGUCUCCGACCCGAACCUCUACAGAGGCCCCGCGAUGCCCAAGGUGCCUCCUAGACCUCAGGCCCAGGAGAUCCUCAAACGCUGCACCACCGUCACCCGCAAGAACGCAGCCAAGGGCGGCCCGUCACCCACACAGGCCGAAAUAAUCAGCCGGUGAAGCAUCACGAUGGCUUUAUUUGUAUUAUUUAACAAUCUUUUUUACUCUGUGGGCAAAGAAAGGCAUUAGGAGACUCUGACCUUUAGAGGUCCUUGUACUCUAACAAAGCCGCCAUAAGUCACCUCUUCACUGCUGGUUUUAUUUUCCAUACUGGAAACCUUGUGCUGCGUCUUAUAUGCAUUUAGACUGUUACAAGUGCACAGAGACGGAUUCUUUUGUUCUUUUAAAUGUAGAAAAAUGUUUGUCUGAACUUAAAGCAUGUGCAGGCUGAUCAGGUCACGCCAACACCUCGCUGUUGACGUUGAUGCUGAAUGAACUCCAUGUGUAGAUGUAUUCAUGUAACCGAGAAGCUGAGAACAAAUAAAAGUAUACUAGAAAACUUU